AUGAAAGAGAACGGAACCCGUUGUCGGCCACCUAAUAGGGUAAAUCCCACGCAGGAGACCCCAGAGAGAGUGACUGGGCAUAAAAGAGUGCCAGCCCAAGAGUCGAGAGAGCAGUCAGUGGAGAGAAGGGAGAGAAAGAUGGUUUGGGGUCAGUUCGCGCUUCUCAGCAUUUUCCUGUUUCCAGCCUUGUUUUCAGGCUUUCAGUCCUCCGAGGUUUCAUGUCCAGAAGAUUACGUGGUCAUGAAAGAAGAUGACUCUUAUACUCUUGAGUGCAAUUCAGGAGCUGAGGACAUUAUAUGGACCAUACCAUCAAACGAAUGUGUCGACCAGUCAUUGCAUGAUAAAACCCUGCAUCUCUUUGAUUUAAGUCAGCUAUGUGCUGGAACAUACACCUGUCAGACAAAGGACAGUCAACUCUUGACAUCCAAGCAUCUGCUUAUUGAUGUAGAUGAGAGUUUAAACAUCUUCUGCUUCACGGACUCCCACGUCAGCUCCACGCUCCAGUGUUCCGUUCACAUCCCCUUCAGCAGUGACACGUGUGUCCGGGCAAAAGUAAGUUCGGUGGAGGACACGGAGUGGAUCUAUAUGAAGUGGACCGAGGAUGAUAACGAGAAGCUAGAGUUUAACGUGACAAUGCGCGGUCUGUGUCCUUUCGAAGAGCAGACAAACCCCAUUUUGGUGACUGUGGAGGCAACGACUGAAAGCCAAUAUGCGGUUGGGUACAAGUCCUACUUUAUCCGGGACAUCGUGAUGCCCCGACCUCCGGAGAUUAGGGAGGAAAGCACCCGUUUGGUGUUGUGGAGUUACCCCGCACCGUGGGCAAACGUCUCGUCUUUCUUCCCUCUGCUAUUUGAGGUCAAUGUGAUCUAUAAAGACAACCAUGAAGUCUCUGAGCUGGUUCACGGAUCCAACCGAAGUCUGAGCAACGUGCGGUGCCUGCGCGUCCGAUGCAGAGAUCAGCUUUAUGACUCCAUGUGGAGCACGUGGUCCCGCGUCAUUCCUCAGAGUGAUUGGUGUUGGAUCAGAUAACAGAUUCCAUCUUCAGACAGAGGAGACAAGUGGAGAGACAGACGGGGAGAUAUCCAGGGAGACAAUUGGGGAGACAGAUGGGGAGAC
Molecule: messenger RNA, 1116 nt
Organism: Spea bombifrons (plains spadefoot toad)
Lineage: Eukaryota; Metazoa; Chordata; Amphibia; Anura; Pelobatidae
Product: interleukin-12 subunit beta-like
Exons: 9
Coding region: 1-1029 (342 amino acids)
Source: RefSeq, a predicted model, not a curated record